This is a messenger RNA of Rubroshorea leprosula, 1265 nucleotides long. Lineage: Eukaryota; Viridiplantae; Streptophyta; Magnoliopsida; Malvales; Dipterocarpaceae. The record is from the annotation of a GenBank genome assembly.
CCUAAGCUCCUGCUCUUCCUCCGCACUGUAUCUCUUCCCAGAAACACAGGAUCUGGUUUUCUAAUCGGAGCAUAGUCGCCGGCGAACUACAAAGGGAUACGUUGUGAAGUUCCCCACGCCGCCAAUAUAUCGAUUAUCAAUCGAUACCAGUAUGUUUAAUCUUGCUGCAACAAUCUGCAAGCGUGUGAAUGUGAAGGAACUAGUUACCAAUGUUCCUGUGUAUGCCAGCAUUUCUGAUGGGUCCUCGAAUGGUCUAAACUUGAUGGUUAGGCGAUGGGCUACCAAAAAGACUGCUGGUUCCACAAAGAAUGGACGAGACUCCCUACCCAAGAAUCUUGGUGUGAAGAAAUUUGGUGGUGAGAGGGUGUACCCUGGAAAUAUUAUAGUUCGUCAGCGAGGAACUCGAUUCCAUCCUGGAAACUAUGUUGGGAUGGGGAAGGAUCACACACUCUAUGCCCUAAAGGAAGGAAAGGUGAAGUUUGAGAAAAACAAGCUGACUGGUCGCAAGUGGAUUCAUGUUGAACCUGUGGAUGGGCAUAUCCUCCAUCCUGUCUACGCGAGCACUUCCUCACCUCAGCUGGAGACACUCCAGCAUUCUUAACUUAGUGAAGCUCAAUUUUGUUGCUUGUUAUGGGAUGAUACAUUUAGAUUAUUAGAGCAAGAAUGUAGGCAUCUUGAAGAUAGAAACUGAGUUAAACAAUGUGUUCCCCCAAUACUGUUUCAUUUGCCUUUUCUUUAGGUGUUGUCAUCUCCUUUUGCCUUUCAGGAAUAAAAAUCUUGUGUCAAGUUUCAAUUGCAUGUCAUGUUUCUACUGCAAUGAACUGAUGAUUACCAACUGUUAGGAAAACAUUUCAAUUUUUAUUGGUUUUCUUGUUGGGUUGAUUAUUUAGAGUCCAUGAAAGUUGCUUGACUCAAGGACUGGCAUUAUUGAUAAUUAGCUUUCCAGGAGCUGAAUCUAGUUAGGUGGGUAAGUUUUCCAGUUACAUUGGGAAAUUGUUUUAACAGAAUUUAGAGUCUGAGCCCAAAAAAUAGCUCCAGGUACAACAUUUGUUCCCAGCAUUGUUACAGUGCCGCUGAAUUGGUUGUCGUGCUUUGUGAAAUCUUUAAGAACGAAGGAAAUACCCCAACCGAUUGGGUGAGUGCCAUUGAGGGAACUUUUUGGUCCUUAUCGGGUUUUAAAGAAAGAGACGAAGAAGAACACGCUCGGUUUGGAAAGCAAAUUGGAGCUGCUUCAAAGGGAAGAAGAAUAACAUGCUCAAGAACUU